Ochlerotatus camptorhynchus is the source of this 932-nucleotide messenger RNA. Its product is annotated as putative nuclease HARBI1. The transcript has 2 exons. The coding region runs from base 284 to 832 and encodes 182 amino acids. The record is from RefSeq and is a predicted model, not a curated record. NCBI's taxonomy places the organism in Eukaryota, Metazoa, Arthropoda, Insecta, Diptera, Culicidae.
UGAUACCGACAGCGAAGACGAGGAGGAAUAUGCAAAUCUUGCUGUAGAACGUAGGCGGAUAAGGGACACCUCUAAUCCACUGGAUCAAACAGAAAAAUCGUAAGUAUUUGGCGAUAAAUUCCUUGCUAAAAUUUGUAAAUGCUAAGAUCAAAUCAAAUAUCCUUCAUACACAAUUUUCAGCUUCAUUCGAUUCUUCCAGGUAUCCAAGGAGAUCUUCAAGUACCUGCUGGAUAUAAUAAAUGCGAAAAUCAACCCAGUGCAGCUCUCCACAUCGGUUCCUCCCAUGAUCAUGCUAGCAGCAUCCUUAAGAUUUUUUGCGGAAGGUAACUACCAGAAGGGCGUAGGAAACGACCGUUUUAUCGGAUUGGCUCAACCAACGAUGUCAAAAGUGCUGCAAAUAGUUUUGGACAUAAUCGAAACUGAAGUCUAUCUAGCCGUAAUCCAGUUUCCAACCGAGGAAGGAGAAAAUAACGCGAUCAAACUGGGUUUCUACGCAAAAACGGGAUUUCCGGGAGUAAUCGGAUGCGUAGAUGGAACCCACAUAAGCAUCAUCCCUCCGGCACACGCUAAGCACUUGUACUACAACCGUAAAGGCUUUUACAGCCUAAAUGUUAUGUUGGUUUGUGAUCAUGAUUUAAUGAUUCGAUAUCUUGAUGCCAAUCACCCGGGCGCCUCCCACGACUCUUUUGUGUGGAACGGCAGUUCGCUGAAUCAAUUAUUAACACAAAGAUACGACAACGGGGAGAGGAACUCCUGGUUACUCGGUAAGAAUAAAGUUAUUGGACGUAUUGAAAUGCAGUCAAUAUUCCUUCUUAAAGCAUUACCAGUAUAACAGUGAUACUCUAUGGCGUGUCGAGCAAACUUCCAACUCGAAAAUAGCCUGAAUCUGACAAUCUGAACUUCCACUUCCAACAUGGUAUGGAUUCGUCGCU